This is a messenger RNA of Heterobilharzia americana, 1896 nucleotides long. The record is from the annotation of a GenBank genome assembly. Lineage: Eukaryota; Metazoa; Platyhelminthes; Trematoda; Strigeidida; Schistosomatidae.
GGAUUGGGUAUUGGGGGGAUUGAAGACUGAAAGAGGGUUUGACAACAAGGCGGUUUCUGUGAAUUUUACCGAUGCGCCUGAGAUUUGUGAAAUUAUGGAGGACGACUCGUUUAUGAGUGAUGUAGAAGAUUAUGUAAAGCAGCACGAUGUACAGAAAUUGCUCAGAGACUGCGUGGUUAAUCUGUGUUUAUAUCGUCCCAGCAACCCAGUAGCAUUUCUUCGUGAGUAUUUCGAAAAACUUGAGGUUUCUCAUGAAAAGUGUAACGUUACGCAAACCAACAAUCUAGUAGAGUCUGCUUUUCCCAAAAAGGAAUCAAAGGAACGUAGAACAUAUUCUCACACAUUUCCUGUACCAAAUACAUCUGAUCAUCUCUUCGGACACGAAGAGUUGGGACACACAAUUGGUUACAACAGUAUUCAUAAUUCGGGUGCAAACGAUGAGAGUCGUGGUCAAUCCUCCCAAAUGAAUAGUCGCCACUAUUUUUCAGAUUCAGAUGUCAUCCUUCCCAACAAUAUUGAGAACUCUAUCAAUGAAACUUCUCUAAACAUGGGCAGGAGUUACGAAUUCAGUAACUUAAAUGAGGAAGGAAGCGGGGUUGGGGUGGAAGGUUACAUGACUAUAUCACCGUCUUCUGGUGUUAAUCUAACCAGACGUCGAUCUCGAAGAGGAGCAGUUAGUGGAGAAGUGUAUACAGAAGAAGAUGCAGCAUCCUACGUUAAAAAGGUUGUACCAAAGGACUAUAAAACAAUGACAGCUCUCUCAAAGGCCAUCGCUAAGAAUGUACUAUUUUCUCAUUUAGAUGAGUCAGAGAGAAGUGAUAUAUUUGAUGCUAUGUUCCCUGUUCAUCGUAAUCCGGGUGAUGUGAUUAUUCAACAAGGUGAUGAAGGUGAUAAUUUCUAUAUUAUCGAUCAGGGCGAAGUUGAUAUAUUCCUUAAUAAUGAGUACAGCAGUACUAUUGGUGAAGGAGGCAGUUUUGGUGAGCUAGCCCUCAUUUACGGAACGCCAAGAGCAGCUACAGUUAAAGCAAAAACAGAAGUCAAGUUAUGGGGUAUCGAUCGAGAUUCCUACAGGAGGAUAUUAAUGGGAAGUACUAUUCGUCGUCGGAAAAUGUAUCAAGAAUUCCUAUGUCGUGUACCUAUUCUAGACAAUCUUGACAAAUGGGAACGUUUAACUGUAGCAGAUGCACUGGAACCAGUCCGUUUUGAAGAUGGUGAAGUUGUUGUUCGUCAAGGUGAACACGGUGAUGAUUUCUUUAUAAUUACAGAGGGAACAGCUGCUGUCCUACAAAAACCGUCUGAAUCUGGAGAACAAGUUGAGGUUGGUAAAUUGAGACCAUCAGAUUAUUUUGGUGAGAUCGCCUUACUACUUGACCGGCCACGUGCAGCCACUGUGGUUGCACAAGGUCCUUUGCGAUGUGUAAAACUUGAUCGCAAACGAUUUGAACGUGUGAUGGGUCCCUGCUCGGAUAUUUUGAAACGUAAUAUCGCUAAAUACAACAGCUAUAUCUCUCUCAGUGUUUAAUACUGCAGUUGCUUCCCUAAUCAAUGCAGUUUCCAGUGUGAUCUGAAUGAAUAGGAAGCCAGCCACGUAAACCUAUCGAUGAUUCAGAAGCGUUCAAAACACUGCACCAAUCUCAUUUACUCUGUUCAACUUAUUUCUCUUUUCUAAUGGUUGCUUAUUUUGUUGUGAACGAUGUAUGUGGAUAUUUACUUUUUUUGACAGAAAACUUAUGGAAAAAAUCUUUUUCUGCAAUACAAAUGGCGCUUAUAUAGGAUAUAUCAGACGAACGUAUGCUACUGCAAAUAAGCUAUGUUCUCAUGAGUCGUUUAUGUAUUACCUCUACAAGCAUUUUUAUUUUCACUCAAAAUACAUUUUACGUUGCACCUAGAGUUAAA